This is a messenger RNA of Nelumbo nucifera (sacred lotus), 1870 nucleotides long. Its product is annotated as hexokinase-3-like. The record is from RefSeq and is a predicted model, not a curated record. NCBI's taxonomy places the organism in Eukaryota, Viridiplantae, Streptophyta, Magnoliopsida, Proteales, Nelumbonaceae. Gene Ontology annotation, molecular function: hexokinase activity; ATP binding; D-glucose binding. Gene Ontology annotation, biological process: intracellular glucose homeostasis; glycolytic process. Gene Ontology annotation, cellular component: cytosol; mitochondrion.
CAAAGAGCUUCUCCUUCUCCUCUCUCCCUGUCUUUCUCUCUGUCUCUCCCCUUGGCCUGUCUGUUUAUCACUGCAACAUCAAUUCUCUUGGGCAUUUAGUCGAACAGUUCCUCUUCACUGACUUCUUUCUGAUUUCCUGCCGGGAAAAGCAAUCCGGUCGACGCGAGUUGAAGUGAAAGAAGACAUAAGACGGAGAAUGGAGUGAUGAAAGUUUUUAUUUUUAUUUUUUAUUUUUUAAGCUAUGUCGUUUCCAUGACUUGAGUGGUGGGGGGUGAAAGGUAGCGAUGGGGAAGGUGGGCUUCGGUUUGGCUUUGAGUUGUGCAGUGGCGUCGUGUACGAUCGCAGCUAUAUUGGUGAGUCGAAGAGUAAAGAGCCGGCGGAAGUGGAGCAGGGUGGUGGGUGUCUUGAAGGAAUUAGAAGAGGGAUGUUCCACGUCGAUAGGAAGAUUGAAGCAGGUUGUUGAUGCAAUGGCCGUUGAGAUGCACGCAGGGUUGGCAUCUGAAGGCGGGAGCAAACUCAAGAUGCUUCUCACCUUCGUUGACAAUCUCCCCGACGGGAAUGAAAAAGGAACUUACUAUGCACUCCAUCUUGGCGGAACCAAUUUUAGAGUAUUGCGGGUUCAGCUAGGGGGGGAAAAUUCAUUGAUCUUGGGACAUGAGGUGGAUCGACAACCUAUUCCCCAACAUUUAAUGACUAGUACAAGUGAGGGUCUUUUUGAUUUUAUUGUCUCAAAAUUAGAACAGUUUGUUGAGAGAGAGGGCAACGGCUCUAUGUCUAUGCUGGACAAAAGGAGGGAGCUUGGCUUUACGUUUUCUUUUCCUGUUAAACAAACAUCUGUUUCAUCAGGCAUUCUCAUCAAGUGGACAAAAGGAUUUUCCAUUGAAGACAUGAUUGGAAAAGAUGUUUCUGAAUGUUUGCAGCAAGCAAUAAGAAAGAGAGGACUUGAUAUGCGGGUAGCAGCAUUGGUGAAUGAUACUGUGGGAACAUUAGCUCUUGGACAUUAUCAUGAUGCGGACACUGUUGCUGCAGUGAUUAUUGGAACAGGCACAAAUGCUUGCUAUGUGGAGCGGACAGAUUCAAUUAUCAAGUGUCAAGGCCUUCUGACAAAAUCUGGAGGCAUGGUUGUGAACAUGGAAUGGGGAAACUUCUGGUCAACCCAUCUGCCAAGAACUUCGUACGAUAUUGAUCUAGAUAGUGAUAGUCCUAACCCAAAUGAUCAGGGGUUUGAGAAGAUGAUAUCAGGAAUGUAUCUGGGUGAUAUUGUAAGGAGGGUAAUGCUUAGGAUGUCAAAGGAAUCAGAUAUUUUUGGGGAUGCUACAUCUAGGCUAUCAGUGCCAUUUAUCUUGAAGACGCCUCUGAUGGCUGCCAUGCAUGAAGAUGAUUCUCCUGACUUGAAGGAUGUAUCAAGAAUCUUGAAAGAAACUCUUGAGAUAUCUGAUGUCCCACUGAAGGUGAGGAAGCUGAUCGUGAGAAUAUGUGAUGUGGUGACCCGGAGGGCUGCCCGAUUGGCUGCUGCAGGUAUCGUAGGGAUCUUGAAGAAAAUUGGAAGGGAUGGGAGUGGUGGCAUUAUGAGUGGAAGAACCAAGAGUGGUGAAACAUCAAGCAGAAAGAGAAGAACAGUCGUGGCGAUAGAGGGUGGUUUGUACACUAGUUAUUCCCUAUUCAGGGAGUACUUGAAUGAAGCUGUGGCUGAGAUUUUGGGGGAAGAAAUGGCUCCGUAUGUUGUCCUCAAGGUUUCAGAAGAUGGCUCAGGAAUCGGAGCUGCUCUGCUUGCUGCUUCUCAUUCUUAUCCCAGUAUUGGUCCUGUAAACGUUGCCAUAAAAUGAUAAAAAGUAUAUAGUCUCUUGUAAAAAGAAGAAUUCAUUUUUCA